Molecule: messenger RNA, 1793 nt
Organism: Carassius auratus (goldfish)
Lineage: Eukaryota; Metazoa; Chordata; Actinopteri; Cypriniformes; Cyprinidae
Product: cell adhesion molecule 2-like
Exons: 8
Coding region: 144-1025 (293 amino acids)
Biological process (GO): cellular response to lipopolysaccharide; immune response; positive regulation of T cell proliferation
Cellular component (GO): external side of plasma membrane
Source: RefSeq, a predicted model, not a curated record
GCGCGCUGGAGGAGACACCUGUGAACCCUAGUGUGAAGUUCCUGUUUUAAGUGUGUAUGCUUUGCUGCUGACAGAUGAGGAAGACAUGAAGAAGCCAGUCUGCUCUCUGUAAGUGCCUAAGCUGUUCACUCACAUCCAUCAGCAUGAGUUUACAACUGCGCUGCUUAUACACUCACAGAUACAGCUUGGCUUUGGUCAUGACCAUGCUGCUGCUCGCGGCUGCAUCUGGUGACAGUGAUACAGCGAUGAACAUCAAGGCUGUUUUGGGUCACAGCGUUACUUUCAGAUGUCCUUCGAACCACAGCGAAGCUGUUGAACGCUUGUACAUACAGAAAAUUAUUAACGAUAAAGAGAAGUUCAUUAACGGGUUUUAUAAAGACCGUGACAUGCCAUGGAACGAAUACCAGAUCAGAACCAAAGUGAACAAGAUGGACCUCAGCAUGGAGAUGAGAAACGUCUCAGUUUCUGACGAAGGACUGUAUAAAUGUUACAUUUUCGACAUCGGAGUAACAAAUCCUAAAGUCUCAGACAUUAUCCUCGAAGUCACAGCUGAGUACAGCGCCCCUACAAUCACACCUGACUGUACUGAACAUAGACGUGGGGUCAGCGGCACGGGGAUGAGCUGUGACUUAAGCUGCUCGGCGGUGGGCGGAUACCCACAGAGCACCAUCAGAUGGACGGGGCUUAAUCCAAGUCUGACGAACGUAAUUUAUAACUGGAGUUCAGCUCAUAACGACUCCAAAACAUGGACAAUCAACCAAACCAUCACGUACAACUGUGACCAGCAAACCAAUGUCAGCUGUGCCAUAGGGGGCGCUGUUUCACACACCAUCACCAUAUGUAAAACACAAUCUUUCCCACUUAAGGUGAUCGCAGCCAUUGCUUUUGUGCUUGUGUUUGCCCUGUUGCUUAUUUUUGUUGUGGUGAUGAAGUGCUUCUGUGGAAGACAACAUACCCCAGAAGAUCAAUCUGGGGAUGUAAACGUUUCUUUAACCGAGUACCGUUCACAGCUUAAGAGCGUCUGAGACGUGACGAAGAAACACUCAGGAGAUUUUCGCCAUUCUGUCAAGCGGAAGUGCGGACUGCAGACGGACAUUUAGGGCAAAUUGUCCAGCCGAACGCUGUGUCUUUAAAGCGGCUUCACUUCCAUAUCGAAGCAGGCCCCGGAGGACGCUUCACAGAGCAACGCUGGACUGUCCUUGAACAAGCUUUUGAGAACGUUCCCUUCCUUUCCCCAGUCAUUCAUUUGGAAGUGCACAUCAUUUCCCCGGCGUCCUGAAGAUGCAGUUUGUUUUCAUUUGGGUGCAGAAUCACAGAGACAUGUUUGGUUUACGUUGCCGGAAGAGAGAUUUUUUUAUAAUGGUGCUUAUUAAAAGUUUCAUGGCUCAAACUGCUCUGUAUACUUUGCAAUCUCCCGUAUGUAUUUCUCAGAUUGUGGCACUUUAUUGCAAGGAGUGGGGAUUUUAAGGUUCAGAACUUUUUCAGGGACUGAACUUGAAGUAAAUAUGCAGAUUUGUGGCCAGUUGUGUGCGUGAUACAAUAACCAAGACCGUUUCUUAAUGACUGUUGUGUCAAUGCUCAUUUAUGAAUAUGAUGCAUUUGCUUCUAGAAGACGAUUUAUUUGAAGCUUUAGUUUUUUAAAGCCAGUUCUCAGACGAGCCAAAGAACCAUAAUGCAUAGAAAGCAAAUGCCAUUAGAUGAUUUUUCUGGUCAUUCCCUAUAGAAUGCAUGUUUAGCGACGCAUUACCCGCUAUGUGAUGUCCACAUCUGUUCAUAUGUACAGUACUGACUUU